This is a messenger RNA of Actinia tenebrosa (Australian red waratah sea anemone), 1770 nucleotides long. RefSeq lists its product as uncharacterized. Gene Ontology annotation, biological process: regulation of transcription by RNA polymerase II; cell differentiation; anatomical structure morphogenesis. The record is from RefSeq and is a predicted model, not a curated record. Lineage: Eukaryota; Metazoa; Cnidaria; Anthozoa; Actiniaria; Actiniidae. Gene Ontology annotation, molecular function: RNA polymerase II cis-regulatory region sequence-specific DNA binding; DNA-binding transcription factor activity, RNA polymerase II-specific.
AUCAUGACCAGCACUUUUAGACUGUUUAAAGGAUCCCAAGAACAGGUCCUUACAGUUUAUACAGGUCAUUCUAUAUACAUCACUUGCACAUCUGUCCCUCAAAGGUUUGGCCCCCUGCUACGACUAAUCAAUGUAGCGAGGCCUAGUGUAUAAAAGGAAGUCAACCCUAAAUGCCUACGGCGACGUUACGCUUAUAGUUCACACAUUUACUCUUCAUUCGAGGGUUAAAAGCUUGACAUCUACGAUUCAUAUCAUCAGUGCGACUCUGCUAAACAUUGAGAGAACAUCUCCUCGUUCAACAGAUUCAUUUCACAAAAAAAGCGAUUAAGAAUGUAUUCCAUGGAGAACUUGCUGCAACAAGAUUACAGAUCUGGCACAAGUGCCUUUCGCUUUCCAUAUGGAAGUCAAGCAGAUAGAGAGAUGGGAUUUUUAAGAGAAAGUUUGUCUUUCGAGAAAAGCAGCAAAUUGGCGAUUACAAGUGAUAAAAAUGAAGACGUCGACAGCGAAGACGAAAUACUGAAGGAGAAGGAAAAGGCAAGGUCGAAGAUGCUUGAAGACAAGGAAGAUGAAGAAGAUCAAGAUGCAAGAGACAACAGAAAUCUGUCAGAGACAUUUGUGGCAGUAAUAGCACAGUCAAUUUUGAGCGUGCCAACCAAGCGUAUGACCCUUAGUUCUAUCUACAGCUACAUCGCCAACAACUAUCCUCACUUUGACAAAGAAAAAGGUCCUGGAUGGCGAAACAGUGUUCGACAUAAUCUCUCAAGCAACGACUGCUUCGUGAAGGCAAGUCGUGCGGAGAACGGCAAGGGACACUAUUGGAUGAUCCAUCCAAAAGAUCUUCCAGAGUUCUCGAAAGGAAACUUCCGACGUCCUCGAAAGCCAAGAAGACCACGAUGUACCCAUGGAAUCGGCUGUCUGUCHGAGAGAACCAUAUUCCCUUCAGCACUUGGAGGUAGCUACUAUAUGAAUCCUUAUUCCUCAAAGCAUCCAGAAUACGACUACUCACUACCUAUGAUAGCUUCCUCUCCUGAUGUCUUCUCCAGAGCCUAUGGAGUGCCCUCAAGGUACGACGCCUUUCAACGGGACGACGGACUCGGGAUUUCAAGCUACCACAGCCUUUCAUCAUCCUCCUCACCGACAUAUCUUGGUUUUCCAUGGCCCGACAGUUCUGUCUUCAGAAACUACGCUGCCUUAAGCCAUGCUUACUAUCCCUAUGUAAUAAUGCCACCUUCAGUAAGCGAGGUAUCAGUACAGAACGAUUCUUCUUCAAAGUCCAAAAAUGAUUAAGAAAACUUUAUAUUUAGUAUAAGAAAAUUGUACAUAGCCAAGCUUGGAUAAUUUAUUUCCAAUUUAAUGAUGCCAUUCCGAUGUAAUUGCAAUUCGAAGUUUCCAGAUUAACGAAAUCUUAUAGUUGAAGAACUAAAGAAACAGAACUGAUCAAAAACCCUAUACGCUGGAGUACCGAUCCAAGGCAUUCCAUAGAAAGAGCUUGAGCUAAUCUCUUGGAUACAAAUCUUAUUGUUUUGGCUUUGUUUAUAGGCUUUCGGGUAUUGUAAAUAAUCAAAAGGUUCUGGUAUGUAGUUGUGGUCCAACUGAAACACGCAAACUUUUAUAAUCCAAGUAGUUUUAAAUUAUCACCAAGAUGUAUCAAACCACACUAUACGAGAAACACUCCUUGGUUUUAUUUUAUCAUUAGGAUGAGAAUCUCAAACGGUUAUUUAGUACGGAAGAGAAAAAACAUUGUAAAUAUCGAAAUAUUAUUAUUUUUUA